CUUCAAGCAGUUUUUCCUUCAUUUUCAUCUUGUGUGAAUUAGUGGUGUGUGUUUAUCUGGUUGAUUCAAUCUUAAGAUACAAAAAAAACAUAUAAUUGUCACCUUGACGAUAUCAUGCACCUAACAAUAUAUUCAUUGUAUUUUUAACUGCGUGUGGCAAGUCUAUUUCCUGUUAUGUAUUUCGAAGAUCACUAAUUAGGUGGGGUGGAAAAUAUUAGUUGCAAUUUGUUUUUUUGUUAUCUGUUCACUAGUUACUGUGCAUCUAUGCUCGUGGUACGUGUGUGUUUGCCUAAAUCCUUAAAAAGGGAAAAUGUCCUCUAAAUUCGGUAUGGAAAAUAACUUAUUAUGCGAGUUAAACGAAGCUGCCAAAGUGAAACCGUUUUGUAACUUUGAUGGUUUGGAUAAAAAUGUUAAAUACCGUGUGAAGCAAUUUAAUCGAACGCAAACCAAAUACGGCAGCAGAAUUUUAAUGGAAUCGGACGAUUUUCAAAUAUGCCUUCCAGUCAGGAUGGAUUCUGCGUUGGAUGACCAAAAUAUAGAAGAAUUUAACGCUCACGUUAUAGUGUCGCCCACUUAUAUGAUUUAUUUGGGAAAGGAAGGAUGGUCCAACACAAUUAAAUUUGAACCUGAGGAUCAAACAGUGACUUAUUCUAUAUUGAACGAAGUGAAUGAAGCAGCAAGAUACAAGCCGCUAUACAAUUUUGACAACAUUAAUCUGAACAGAAGAUAUAUCGUGAAAAGGUUAUCAAGAGUGGAUGAAACUGAAUUUGGGCCUGCACUGUUAAUGGAAUCUGAAGAUUUUCGAAUUUUUCUCCCCAAGAAAAUGCUAAUUCUAAACGACGAGCAGCUGAAUAAUGCAAACGCCCUAGCCAAAACAGCUUCGUUGUACAUGGUGUUUUUGGGAAAAUGCGGAAAUGCUAACCUAAUUCGCUUUGAACAUGAAGACGAUAAUGAAUUAUUCUGGGGAAGGUACCAAUAUAUUAUAAAAACGCAAAUGGCAUAUGAAAAUAAGAGGGCUAAUUAAUAAUGUUUAUAAAAUAAUAUUUUAAUAAAUCGUUUAUUUAUUGGUUGCAUUUUUAUUGCCUUUAUUAUAUGUCAGAUUUAAUUUGAUGCGAUCUGUCUUAUAAUUUACAUUUACGAUUAGAUACAUAUUACCAAUACACAUAUACGUAUGUAUAAAAAAAUUAAUGAUUCUAUCUUUCAUUAAACCUGACCAUACUUGCUGACAAGUCGAAAAUUACCGAAAGGAUUUCUAAUAAGCAAACUUUCGUACGAAACGUAUUUUUGUGGUUAGAUAACAGAUUCCGCUGAUUUUUAACAAAUAACAAGUGUUAAUGUUUUGUAGCAAGUCAGAGCGUGUUUAUUCGAUUACUGCUACUAGGUAUUCAGUCGUGCUAGUGUUAGAAUUGGUGUCUUAACGCCCAGUUGACAAAAUGGCUUCCUGUAAUGAUGUGCUUAUUUUAAAAGAAUUGAAUGAAGCUGCACAAUAUAAACCAUUAUACAAUUUUUCACAUAUUGAUAUGAAUACGCGUUACGUUGUUAAACAUUUGGCGAGAGCCGAAACAUUUUACGGUGAGAGAGUUCUAAUGGAAUCGGACAAUUUUAGAAUCUAUCUUCCUGAAAGAAUUGCCAUACAUGUCACUGACGAACAACUGGAAGAGUUUAACGAUUUUGCCCGUUCGAAGCCAAUUUAUAUGGUUUAUUUGGGAAAAUGUGGAUGGUCAAAUGUUAUUACUUUCGAGGAAGGAGGAAAAGAAGAAAAUCACCUCAUAAGCAGAAAAUUAUUCUUUAAAAGAUUUCAGAACCUAUACAAUUUGUCAGCAAAUCCUCGAGAAGAAUACUUCUAGUUUAUUUUAACUACAAUAUGACCAUGUAAAUUAUGAAGAGAAUAAAAAUUCCAAUUAAUUUUUA
This is a messenger RNA of Agrilus planipennis (emerald ash borer), 1911 nucleotides long. RefSeq lists its product as uncharacterized. Bases 311 to 1024 code for a protein of 237 amino acids. The record is from RefSeq and is a predicted model, not a curated record. The transcript is spliced from 2 exons. NCBI's taxonomy places the organism in Eukaryota, Metazoa, Arthropoda, Insecta, Coleoptera, Buprestidae.